GCUUGUUGCCAUUGGUAGUUUCGGCCCAUGCUUCCUGACCAGGACAAACCUAACCUACCAACAAAUGAUAGAUGAACUGAUUACCAGGAACGUAAGUGAUUUUUAGCUCCAACAAAUGACAGAUGAACUGGUUAUCAGGGAUGUAAGUGAUUGUUAGCUACCAGGGAUGUAAGUGAUUGUUAGCUACCAGGGAUGUAAGUGAUUGUUAGCUACCAGGGAUGUAAGUGAUUGUUAGCUACCAGGGAUGUAAGUGAUUGUUAGCUACCAGGGAUGUAAGUGAUUGUUAGCUACCAGGGAUGUAAGUGAUUGUUAGCUACCAGGGAUGUAAGUGAUUGUUAGCUACCAGGGAUGUAAGUGAUUUUUGGCUACCAGGGAUGUAAGUGAUUGUUGGCUAUCAGGGAUGUAAGUGAUUGUUAGCUACAUCAGUCUAACAACAUCAGUCUAACAACAUCAGUCUAACAACAUCAGUCUAACAACAUCACCCUAACAACAUCACCCUAACAACAUCAGUCUAACAACAUCAGUCUAACAACAUCACCCUAACAACAUCACCCUAACAACAUCAGUCUAACAACAUCUACCUAACAACAUCAGUCUAACAACAUCUACCUAACAACAUCGGUCUAACAACAUGAGUCUAACAAAAUCAGUCUAACAACAUCAGUCUAACAACAUCAGUCUAACAACAUCAGUCUAACAACAUCAGUCUAACAACAUCACCCUAACUACAUCAGUCUAACAACAUCAGUCUAACAACAUCAGUCUAACAACAUCACCCUAACAACAUCACCCUAACAACAUCAGUCUAACAACAUCAGUCUAACAACAUCAGUCUAACAACAUCAGUCUAACAACAUCAGUCUAACAACAUCAGUCUACCAACAUCAGUCUACCAACAUCAGUCUAACAACAUCAGUCUAACAACAUCAGUCUAACAACAUCAGUCUAACAACAUCACCCUAAGAACAUCAGUCUAACAACAUCAGUCUAACAAUAUCACCCUAACAACAUCAGUCUAACAACAUCACCCUAACAACAUCAGUCUAACAACAUCAGUCUAACAACAUCAGUCUAACAACAUCACCCUAACAACAUCACCCUAACAACAUCACCCUAACAACAUCACCCUAACAACAUCAGUCUAACAACAUCAGUCUAACAACAUCAGUCUAACAACAUCAGUCUAACAACAUCAGUCUAACAACAUCAGUCUAACAACAUCACCCUAACAACAUCACCCUAACAACAUCACCCUAACAACAUCAGUCUUACAACAUCAGUAUAACAACAUCUACCUAACAACAUCAGCGUCACAACAUCACCCUAACAACAUCAGCGGAAUAACAUAAGUAUAACAACAUCAGCUUAACAACAUCUACCUAAAAACAUUUACCUACCAACAUCAGCGUAACAACAUCACCCUAAAAACAUCACCCUAACAACAUCACCCUAACAACAUCACCCUAACAACAUCACCCUAACAACAUCACCCUAACAACAUCACCCCCAAACAACUUGACCAUUGCCCAUAAUUAAGAAAUUAGAAUUUUUUUCUCACACUGCCAUCAUGUAUCGACCUCGCCGACUAUUUAUUUAAUGUAAUCCCCUCUCUACAACAAAUCAAUCAAUCAAUGGAUGGAAUAAUGUAUCCCCCCACCCCAACAAAUCCAUCUACAGCAUAAUCUAUUCCUCCACAUAAUCUAUCAAUGCUAUUCCCCACCAGGGAUCGACUGUGAGUACCAUCACUGAAGUGAACCUCGAUGGCACAUCUGACAUCCUGCCAUUGAACCAAGUUGUUCCUUUGUUUGAAGCUAACCCCGCCCUACGACGUGCAUGCCGAGAUGGACGAGUUGUCCCUACAGUAACAGAGGGAGGUAACUAGCGCAUGUUAUAUUAGUUCUUACAGGAACAGGGGAAGAUAACUAGGAGAUAUUAUAAUUCUCCCUGCAGUAACAGAGGGAGGUAACUAGCAGAUAUUUUAUUAGUUUUUAUAGUAAAAGGAAUGUAGCUCGCAGAUGUCUUCUUAUAUUUGAGGUGCCCACGAUCAAUUUGUUGAUCAUUCUGGCUCCUGGUUUAAAUUCAGAGUUUGCCUUCUCUUAGAUGGGUUGCCGUCCAAGGCUAGCGAGUCCCAUCUACCCGGGGUGCUUGGGAUGAUUUGCUUUUGGUGGGGAUUGAACUCCAGACCACCAGCUGUUUGGUUUGAGAAUUAGUUCUUACAGUAACGGGGAGGUAACUAGCAGAUGUUUUAUUAGUUCUUACAGUAAUAGAGAUAGGUAACUAGCAGAUGUUUUAUUAGAUCUUACAGCAAUAGAGGGAGGUAACUAGCAGAUGUUAGAUUGUCCCACAGGACCAAAAGGGGGGUAACCAGCAGAUGUUUUAUUAGUUCUUACAGUAAUAGGGAGAGGUAACUAGCAGAUGUUUUAUUGGUUCUUACAGUAACAGAGGGAGGUAACUAGCAGAUGUUUUAUUAGAUUUAAAGUAACAGAGGGAGGUAAUAAGCAGAUGUUUUAUUAGUUCUUACAGUAAUAGAGGGAAGUAACUAGCAGAUGUUAGAUUAUCCCACAGGACCAGAGGGAGGUAACUAGCAGAUGUUUGAUUAGUUUUUACAGUAACAGAGGGAGGUAACUAGGAGCGAGUGACGUAAAGUAGGUGACUUGGGGUGAGUGAAGUAAAGUAGGUGACUUGGGGUGAGUGAAGUAAAGUCGGUGACUUGGGGUGAGUGACGUAGAGUAGGUGAAUUGGGGUGAGUGACGUAGAGAAGGUGACUUGGGGUGAGUGAAGUAAAGUAGGUGACUUGGGGUGAGUGAAGUAAAGUAGGUGACUUGGGGUGAGUGACGUAGAGUAGGUGACUUGGGGUGAGUGACGUAGAGUAGGUGACUUGGGGUGAGUGACGUAGAGCAGGUGACUUGGGGUGAGUGACGUAGAGUAGGUGACUUGGGGUGAGUGACGUAGAGUAGGUGACUUGGGGCGAGUGAAGUAAAGUCGGUGACUUGGGGUGAGUGAAGUAAAGUCGGUGACUUGGGGCGAGUGAAGUAAAGUCGGUGACUUGGGGUGAGUGACGUAGAGUAGGUGAAUUGGGGUGAGUGAAGUAAAGUCGGUGACUUGGGGUGAGCGACGUAGAGUAGGUGACUUGGGGUGAGUGACGUAGAGUAGGUGACUUGGGGUGAGUGAAGUAAAGUCGGUGACUUGGGGUGAGUGACGUAGAGUAGGUGACUUGGGGUGAGUGAAGUAAAGUCGGUGACUUGGGGUGAGUGACGUAGAGUAGGUGACUUGGGGUGAGUGAAGUAAAGUCGGUGACUUGGGGCGAGUGAAGUAAAGUCGGUGACUUGGGGCGAGUGACGUAGAGUAGGUUACUUGGGGCGAGUGACGUAGAGUAGGUUACUUGGGGUGAGUGACGUAAAGUAGGUUACUUGGGGCGAGUGACGUAAAGUAGGUGACUUGGGGUGAGUGACGUAGAGCAGGUGACUUGGGGUGAGUGACGUAGAGUAGGUGACUUGGGGUGAGUGACGUAGAGUAGGUGACUUGGGGUGAGUGACGUAGAGUAGGUGACUUGGGGUGAGUGACGUAGAGUAGGUGACUUGGGGUGAGUGACGUAGAGUAGGUGACUUGGGGUGAGUGACGUAGAGUAGGUGACUUGGGGUGAGUGACGUAGAGUAGGUGACUUGGGGUGAGUGACGUAGAGUAGGUGACUUGGGGCGAGUGACGUAGAGUAGGUGACUUGGGGCGAGUGAAGUAAAGUCGGUGACUUGGGGUGAGUGACGUAGAGUAGGUGACUUGGGGUGAGUGACGUAGAGUAGGUGACUUGGGGUGAGUGACGUAGAGUAGGUGACUUGGGGUGAGUGAAGUAAAGUCGGUGACUUGGGGUGAGUGACGUAGAGUAGGUGACUUGGGGUGAGUGACGUAGAGUAGGUGACUUGGGGUGAGUGAAGUAAAGUCGGUGACUUGGGGUGAGUGACGUAGAGCAGGUGACUUGGGGUGAGUGACGUAGAGUAGGUGACUUAGGAUGAGUGAAGUAAAGUAGGUGUCUUUGGGUGAGUGAAGUAAAGUCGGUGACUUGGGGUGAGUGACGUAGAGUAAGUGACUUGGGGUGAGUGAAGUAAAGUCGGUGACUUGGGGCGAGUGAAGUAAAGUCGGUGACUUGGGGCGAGUGACGUAGAGUAGGUUACUUAGGGCGAGUGACGUAGAGUAGGUUACUUGGGGUGAGUGACGUAAAGUAGGUUACUUGGGGCGAGUGACGUAAAGUAGGUGACUUGGGGUGAGUGAAGUAAAGUCGGUGACUUGGGGUGAGCGACGUAGAGUAGGUGACUUGGGGUGAGUGACGUAGAGUAGGUGACUUGGGGUAAGUGACGUAGAGCAGGUGACUUGGGGUAAGUGACGUAGAGCAGGUGACUUGGGGUGAGUGACGUAGAGUAGGGGACUUGGGGUGAGUGACGUAGAGUAGGUGACUUGGGGUGAGUGACGUAGAGCAGGUGACUUGGGGUGAGUGACGUAGAGUAGGUGACUUGGGGUGAGUGACGUAAAGUAGGUUACUUGGGGCGAGUGACGUAGAGUAGGUGACUUGGGGUGAGUGACGUAGAGUAGGUUACUUGGGGUGAGUGACGUAAAGUAGGUUACUUGGGGCGAGUGACGUAGAGUAGGUGACUUGGGGCAAGUGACUUAGAGUAGGUGGCUUUGGGUUGUGGGAAAAAAAGAAGAUUAUGAGGCGUGAUAAGAUUAAGUUGAUUAUUAAUCUAUGGAGUCUUGGGUUAAAUAGCGGAGUGGGCAUGUUUGAGGUUUACGUGGGCUAUAGCUUCUACUCCACAAUGUUUGUAUUAUUCCUCCAUCUAAUUCUAUACUCCAAUAUGUAUGUAUGCUUUCCCAGAAGGCACUAACAGCUACACUGGUCCGACUGAGACCCUGUCUGUCCUGGCCCUGGAUACUCAAAUUAACAUCAAGACUCGGGCACGCCCACCACGUAACUUUAACCAAGGACGUCAAGGACGCAGACCAGGAUUCGGACAGAGACCAUCCGACAACCAGGUCGACACCCAGAACAUCACUACCACACCCAACCCUAGCGGCAGUCAGUAACUGUUUCUCGCCACUGACUAUCCAGAGCAUACACUGACUUCACCUGAAAAAAGAAUGACAAGAAAAUUCAAAGCAAUGCGUUGUUUAAGAUUUCCUCUUCCAUGACAAGAACAUUCAAAGCAAUGCGUUGUCUGAGAUUUCCUCUUCCUUGACAGAAUUUAUUCGUUGUAGGUCAGAAAAAAAAUUUUUGAGGAUGAAAAAAGACAGUUAUCAUGACUUUAACUUUAAUGGCUGAUUAUUAAUCAUAGAAUGAUAUAGUUUAUUAGCUUCGCAUCGUUGAUCAAACUUAAAAUUAAAAUUGUAAGCAGACAAAGAGAAACAAUAACAAAGAAACAAAUCAAAACAACAAAAAUCCUUACUUUAAACAACAUAAAAAUCUCUUAAGUUUGACAAGUACUAUGAAGUUUGACAAGUGCUAUUGAAGUUUGACAAGUGCUAUUAAAGUUUGACAAGUGCUAUUGAAGUUUGACAAGUGCUAUUAAAGUUUGACAAGUGCCAUUGAAGUUUGACAAGUGCUAUUAAAGUUUGACAAGUGCUAUUGAAGUUUGACAAGUACUAUGAAGUUUGACAAGUACUGUUAAACUUUGACAAGUACUAUUAAAGUUUGACAAGUACUAUUGAAGUUUGACAAGUACUAUUGAAGUUUGACAAGUACUAUUGAUGUUUGAUAAGUACUAUUGAAGUUUGACAAGUACUAUUGAUGUUUGACAAGUACUAUUGAAGUUUGACAAGUACUAUUGAUCUUUUGUAAAAAAAAAUUGCCUUGCUAUCUCCCUUAUUUCAUUCAAGUGACGAUUUUGACCUGUCAAAACUUUGGCCAUCAACCAAUCCGUAGUUCAUGUCCUAAGAUCUAAAAACUUCCUACUCUAUUUUUUUCACCUGUAUUUCUUUGUUUGCAUGACGCAAAGUUAGUCUACUGUAAUGAUAAGC
Molecule: messenger RNA, 6000 nt
Organism: Lymnaea stagnalis (great pond snail)
Lineage: Eukaryota; Metazoa; Mollusca; Gastropoda; Lymnaeidae
Source: the annotation of a GenBank genome assembly